Erythranthe guttata (spotted monkey flower) is the source of this 1053-nucleotide messenger RNA. RefSeq lists its product as uncharacterized. The record is from RefSeq and is a predicted model, not a curated record. NCBI's taxonomy places the organism in Eukaryota, Viridiplantae, Streptophyta, Magnoliopsida, Lamiales, Phrymaceae.
AUACAAGAUAAAUGAGUACAACAUAAUAAAUAGUAAAAUACGCAUACGCCUGUGGAAGUGGAAAUCAGCAGCUGAAAACGAAAUCAAUUCAAAAUUUCAUCGAUCAACGAAAAUGGGUCACGCUCUAUUCGAUCUCGAGCAAGUUCUAUUCUCAAAAAAAGAGCAAUUGACACCUGAAGAAACAAAUAUGAUGAUGACGUGGAGGGCUACCGGUUUGAAAGAGUUCACCAAGGGUUUCUGCACCGGUUCAGUGUUGAGUUGGCUCGCCACCCGGAGGCUAAGUACGUUAUAUCGCGUAAACCUAGCAGUUAGUGGUGCUGCUGUUUACGGAUUAUAUAGAUUUGGUCGGUCUGCUGAAAGAACUGUUACGAAUAUUCUUGCACUGGAAGGAAGUCGGCUACAAAGUGAGAUGGCCAACAUAAUGUUGAAGAAGCAUCAAAAUGAACCUUGGGUAGUUCAGUCUCUCUCCAAACGUUUUUACUCGGAAGAAGUUUACGAUGAUUCAUCUGUAGACAAGCCCUCGCUUAGGUGGCGCUUCCGAAACUUUUCUGGAGACCCCAUUACUCAUUCUCAAAACACAACCUACACCGACGAAACUAAUUCAAAUGAAAAUAAUUUCAAGAACACCACCACUAUAGAGCCCAAGCAAGUUUACGUGAAUGGCGGUGGAAAUAAUACUACAGAGAGUCCAUUUGAUCUCGUGUUUGGGUUUCGUGAAAAUGUGGAAAUUGCUCCACAACCCGAUUCACCGAGCAGCGCACUAUCUAAAAAGUCGAAGCUCAAAGAGAAACGAAUGCGCCGUAGGCGUAGGAGGCAUCAUCAUGAAGAGGAGGAUUCGGACAUUUGACAUUUGAUUUUCUUGCCAGGUGGCGAGCCGUGAUUGUGGGGGAACGAAUCUCUCUUUUUUCGAUCCGUUUUAUGGUGAAAAAUAAGUUGAUGCUUUUAUAUCCGUUAAAACCUCGUCCGCAUUGUAUGAAACAUUUGGUGUGAUUGCAAAACCAUGUACAUUAUUACUUGUUCAGUGAUGGUUGUAUGAUCAUUUCCAUUCUUAAA